Messenger RNA from Talaromyces proteolyticus, 1230 nucleotides. RefSeq names its product putative cinnamoyl-CoA reductase. NCBI's taxonomy places the organism in Eukaryota, Fungi, Ascomycota, Eurotiomycetes, Eurotiales, Trichocomaceae. The coding region runs from base 1 to 942 and encodes 313 amino acids. The record is from RefSeq and is a predicted model, not a curated record. The transcript has 3 exons.
AUGUCAUCCACUCAGUCGCAACAAACCAUAGUCGUCGUUGGCGCCACGGGAAUCCAAGGCUCUGGCGUUGUUCGAGCAUUAUUGAGCGACGAAUAUGGUGGUCCUUGGUUUGUCCGAGCUCUUACCCAAGAUCCCAGCUCAGGCAAAGCACAGAAGCUUUUGUCAGAAUACCAAACUACUGACAAUCGUCUGAGUUUGGUCAGUGGCCAUAUUUACGAUGAAACAAGCCUACGGAGCGCCUUUAUGGGUGCACACGGCGUCUUUGCCAUGACCAGUGAACGAUACCCUGGUAAACUUAUUACUGAAGAGGAGGAGUUGAAACACGAGAUUGAUGCAGGGUGUAACAUCAUCUCCGCUGCCAAGGAGUGCUGCAUCAAGCAUUUGGUGUUUAGCAGCUUACCUGAUACUGUCAAAGCGAGCGACGGCCAGUUCAAACGGAUACAUCACAUGAACAACAAGCAUACUAUUGAGCAAUUGGCAAGAAAGGAGCUUGAUGGCUUUACCUCCUUGAUGCCGGAGGACGGUGUGGUACAAUUUUGUAUGCCCCUACCCAGGAAUAAAAUGGUCCAAUGGACGGAUCCUGCACACGACAUUGGAGCCUUUUCCGCAAGUGUUAAAAAGACUAUAGGGAAGACUUAUCUCGCUUUGGGUCCUAGGAUAACUCCCGAAGGCAUGGCGAAAGCUUUCACGCGCGUUACUGGAAAACCGGCCGUUCAUUCUCCUAUCUCGUUUGAGGAGUUCGGUCACUUGAGCUCUGCGCUCGUUGGCCCAGCAUUCAAGGAAGACGCCAUUGAAAUGAUGCAAUGGGCUGCUAUAGCUCCAACCGACAAGACCUGCCAUGGAGCCUUUGAGCUAGAGGUUGAACAAUCUAGCGAGGAGCUAGGUCUUACUGGUAGCUCUUUUGAAGAUUGGCUGAGGCGUAGCGGAUGGACUGGUCCUUAGGAGGUGUAUUUAUUCUCCGAGAUAGAGUUCUGAACUGAAUCAUCCAAUUAUCGCGGGGACUACAUAGGCUUAAUGACCGCCGCGAUUCAAUCAAGUCGUUAUUUAUCUUGUUUUCAGGCUCAUGUAGUGGGCUCCUGCGUCAUCAGGUAACCGUGCUGUCUAUGAGGCUUCAGGCUGUAACACUGUGUAACAGGGAUACGUAUCCCACCAGGAAGUGACAAUGUCAACGGAACGGCGGUAGUUGGAUAUAUCCGUUUUACCACAUCAUCUUUACCCAUAGAAGCGUAG